CCAAUGCUUUCGACCUUUCGAUGAGUUGAAGCGCGAGUCAUAAGAGUCAUGCGCUCUUCAAACGAGUGACGAAACGCAAUGGUUUUGUCCGAAACGCGAGUCCUUUCGGCUGAGGACCCGCGCGGACCGGUCGCUGGCGAACCAAUCAGACGAUUGAAUCUUCGGGAUUCACAAGUCGUGUAUCGCGGAGAAGGAAACUCGAGUUUAGUGGUCGCCAUUCAAGAAGAACGAAAAGUUCUUCGACUUUUCAAGACUUCAGAUGGAAAUGACGACCCGACUAUAGACCGCGUCUCAAGACAACUCCUUUUCUACGAAUCAGUUGUUCCGCGCUUUCUGUCCGAAGCCUUCUUUUCUCGGCCGCAAAUUGUUCGUCUUUCACGCGAUCAAAGUCUGCGAAUCGAUGGUCUUGUAGGAGACAAACGUCCUCGUUUUCGUCGCGACAAACAAAUCGCGCGAAACGAAGCUUUUGCUUUACUUUUACCCGAUUUUUGUUGUCUUCCGUCGUCUUUGAGUCGAUUCAAGACUAUUGGAUCCGUUUUCGCGGUUGAAAUCAAACCAAAGCAAGGAUUCCUUCCUUUGGCCGCUCUUUUAUCACAACAAAUGCUUCCGAAGGCCAGUAUUUGUCGCUAUUGUUUGUCUCAGUUUCAUAAACUAAAGAAGGGAUCAAUUGUUCGAAGAUCUGAAUAUUGUCCUUUAGAUCUGUUUUCGGGAUGUCCUCAAAGAACUCUUUGUUCUUUGCGUUCUUUAGUAGCGAAUCCUCAAAACAAUUUCCGCGUCUUUCGAGACAUUCAACUCGUUUUCGGCGAUGACUUGAACCGAGACUUCGAAGCCGUAAUCCAAGACUUUUGCGGAAAAACCGACGCUUUCUGUCGUCUGCUUUCGGCCGCCCUCUCCCUUCCCGUCGACCCCGCCUUUCACGCCGACGCCCCUCCCCUUCCCGCAGGUCAGAACUGCAGUCUUCACGCGAAUGGUUUGCAUCGUUGUGAUUGUGGAGAAGAAAGACAUGAAUUGAGAUCCGGAAGUGUUUUGGAAGCAGUUUUAAGAAUGCAAAAAUUGGAUUCUUUGGACUCCGAGUUUGCAAACGAAAUGUUGGAUCAGUUGUCGCUCAAAGACAACAAUAACUUUGAUUUCUUACACGAUUUGCCGCCAAAAAGUCGUCUUUUUGUUUCCGAUAUUUCCGUCAAAAACGAAACGACAGAAGAAUUAAUUGAAAGAAAGGUUUUUCAGUUUUUGGUUUCUUUGACCGCAAAAGACAUUUCAAUAAUGAUUGCGAUUCAGAGAUUAUCCGCUGACCAGAAUCCCUCCGAAGUGCCCGAAGCGCAUUUGCUGACAGAACCCGAAUCCGGGGCUCAAUUCGUGACGAGUGUUUGUGUCACAGAUUUAGACGAAAAGUCGGCGCCGAAAAUCCGAAGAACGCUGUCUAAUGACCAGCGGAUGAUUCGGGCCUUUAAUAGUCAAUCGAAUUUAUGAAUUAAUUAAUUCUAGUCUUAGUUUUAAUCGAGUUUUCACUCAUUUUAUCCGAAAUUAUAUUCAAUUUAUUUUUCAGUAAAAAGUGUU
Messenger RNA from Oppia nitens, 1557 nucleotides. It is a transcript of the gene Ipk1, whose product is annotated as inositol-pentakisphosphate 2-kinase-like. The transcript has 5 exons. Bases 79 to 1470 code for a protein of 463 amino acids. NCBI's taxonomy places the organism in Eukaryota, Metazoa, Arthropoda, Arachnida, Sarcoptiformes, Oppiidae. Gene Ontology annotation, biological process: inositol phosphate biosynthetic process. Gene Ontology annotation, molecular function: ATP binding; inositol-1,3,4,5,6-pentakisphosphate 2-kinase activity. Gene Ontology annotation, cellular component: nucleus. The record is from RefSeq and is a predicted model, not a curated record.